GUCUGGCUCAUCACGAUUUAAAAAAAAAAAAGAUGUCACGUAAAACCACAAGGGGACCUGGGAUUUACCAAGUACCUUUCAGUUGAGCAGGAGUCCUGCCAAGUAAAGAACACUUUCCUCCUCCUCUUCCAGCGGCGACAAACGCAGAGAAUCGACAGAGGAGAAUUGAGCAAAUUAUCUACUUUUCCACUCUCCUUCUUGGACGGUAACGAUCGGCAAGGUCUCGGCUCUUGCCCCACCGAUAUCGAACGAGCCUCGGGCGCCCUGAUUGUAGUCAACAACCAGGAAAGCAGGGCCUGUGUUUUGGUGGGGGUGGGGUUGGGGGAUCCCUGGCGGAUGAUGUCCUUUUCUGCGUGCCGGUGAGGAGCAGCGCCGAUCUCAUCUUCUUUCCAGCAGCUUUAGUUGUUGUUGUCGCAACCCGGUUGAUGCGGAGGUGAUGGACGGUCCUCUCCGCCGCCCAGCAGGGAUCCUUGGCUCCCCCACGGCUUCAGGGAGCCAACCUGCGGGCUCAGAAAUGCUCACCUCCGGCGGCAGCAGCAAGCCUCUCGCUUUCUCCAUCGACCGGAUUAUGGCCAGGACACCCGAGCCCAAGUCAAUACCGCUCCCCAACUGGUUUCAGUCCGCUCCAGUGGGGAAACCCGAAGCAUAUCCGUCCUCGCUGCAUUGCAUGAUCCCGCUGGUACCGCUCGGCUAUGAGCCGGGACACCGGCUCAGUAUCGCAGGGCUGGAUCCGGGCCACUUAGACGCGUCUUCUCUCCCAGCUCCCGCAGAAUUUUUGGGGUUUGGGCUAAACUAUAAAAAUCAACAAGAAGACACUGCUGUCAGCCAAACCACCGGGCAGUACAAACUCUUCAGACCCAGGGUGGUAAACCAGUCCUCCUUUCCCACGAUGGGCACUGUUUGCUACCUGAAUUGCAGCGGGGAUUCCGGAGCGUGUCCACCGCCGGCUGGCCUGGUGAACCUGCACCCUAUGGCCUCGUACCUGUUCACUGCCCGACAUAAAGCCUUCAUGGCAGAGAAGAGCAAGACCGGCAUGCAACAGGCCGCGGAGCGGUACGCGGGUUCCGGCGUGCAGGCCUUCAAGGAUCUAUCUCCGAACCAGAUUCACUACAUAAAGCAGAGGGACCAGAUCCUGAGUGACAAGAUUUUCAAGGGCUCCGCGACAGCUGCAGCGGCAAGCGCCAGGCUCAGCGGCCCCUGUCCCGGUAGCAAGCCCAAAGUUUUUACCUGUGAGGUCUGCGGUAAGGUCUUUAACGCGCACUACAACCUGACCCGCCACAUGCCCGUACACACAGGCGCUCGACCAUUCGUGUGCAAAGUUUGCGGGAAGGGAUUCCGACAGGCCAGCACGCUGUGCCGGCACAAAAUCAUCCACACUCAGGAAAAGCCUCACAAGUGUAACCAGUGCGGAAAAGCCUUUAACAGGAGUUCAACCCUCAACACGCACACACGCAUCCAUGCGGGAUACAAACCAUUCGUGUGCGAGUUCUGUGGGAAGGGAUUUCACCAAAAAGGAAACUACAAAAACCACAAGCUGACACACAGUGGCGAGAAGCAGUUCAAGUGCUCCAUCUGCAGCAAGGCAUUUCAUCAGGUGUACAACCUCACCUUCCACAUGCACACCCACAACGAUAAGAAACCCUUCACCUGCCCAACCUGUGGCAAGGGCUUCUGCAGGAACUUUGACCUGAAGAAACACGUCAGAAAGCUACAUGACCCAGCCGGCGCACAGUCUCCCCCACAGAUGUAAAAACCUGAACACUGACUCUGAACUCCCAGCACACCAAAAUGCAUACUCAACAAUUACAUUUCAGCCAAGCUACAUGUAAAAUAAGCUACACUUUGGUCCUUAGACUUAAGAAGCCCUGUAGGUGGUAAGGGGAAGGUUUUUCAUAAAUCAGUCAUAUGCAUGUGUUUAGAAUUUGUGCACUUUUUUCAUCCAAAUUAAUGCACCAGUUUAUCAGUAAGUGAGACUGGAAAGUAACUAAAAUACAUUUUUAUCAUGGUUUUUGCUCCUUCUGUUCUCAAAUUACAGAUGCUUAAGAGUAAAUGUCUUUAAAAAAAUUUCCUUACCAAUAUUAACUAAUUGGCUCAUUUACUGAAGAACUAAUUUGAGGGUUCUUUUGUAACCUUAAAUUAUUAUUUAAAAAAUAUAUAUAACUCAAUCAUAUGAAUUCUCUCUCAAGCAGCAAUGAAGCUCCCUGAAUCCUUAAAACUGUGACUAUAUGUUCUUUAUGUAUUUCUGACUAUGAUCAAAGUUUUUAACUGACAUCAUGUCCUGUGUGUUGUUUCUUGUAAUUCUACAUGAUUUAAUGAUGUGAUAUGGGGAGGAGUUACUUAUAAUUUGUAGAAAUUAUCAUAGAUGUCUUCCAAAAAUCCCCCUCCCCCACCCCCCACCAGAGAAAUCAUAACAACAGAUGAUAAAGUUGUAAAACUAAAGCCAGGCAUUUCAGACAUGAUUUUAUUCAAAGUUACAGGUGUUUUAACAAAUUUAACAAGAAGACUUUGCCAUCUUUAACUGAAGGCUAAAAAACAACAACAACUGGAUCACAUUCAAAUUUAAUUUAUGUAGUAUUUUUCUAUUACAAUCAUAUCCUGGCAUAUAAUGGCUACAGAUUCCCCUGUAACAGUUGGCCUAGUGUCAUGUGAUUAAGAGCAGUUUCAUUUUGCGUAAAAUUGCUAAAUAGCACAACUUUUUCACAAAACCCAGUGACUUAAAAGAUCAAUGCGUCUGCAUAGCUCCACCCACAACAUGCCUAAACUGAGUUACGUUAUCCAGAGGAUUUCCUGGAUCUGCAUAAGUUUCUAAUCAUUUUUAGAUUACAUCAAGAUGAUUUCUCUCAGUUUUUCUUAUUUCAAUUUGAUGUGUAUUUGUGAAGAUAUGUUGCAACGCACAAUGCUGUCCAUCCAAAAAUCAUUCCAACUAUUCCUGAAUCCACAUCUGGACUCAAUUCUGCUCGCAAAUUCUUCAUUAAAUAUCCCAACAAAGAGGCAAAAUAAAUGAAUGACUAAAUAAAUAAAUAAUAAGGCAAAAGUCUAAAAUGAGAUUAUCCCUCCUUCUGAUGGCAUCACUGUGACAUAUUCACAAAAUAAUCAAUAUUAUCUAUAAUUGUUUUUGCAGUCUGAGGAGGGAUAGCCAUGGCAAAAACCCAACAACUUUUAAUUAUAACAUUUGAUUGUGUCCCAUUAAAUCUAUAACAACAGAAUUCUUUUGAUUGGCACACAUGAUAGCCAAUCAUGUUGUUUACUUAUGUACCGGGUCGAACUUUGGUUAACUGAAGAGAAGUAGGCAGUAAUGCCAGGUGAAACAACACACUGAUGCAUGUUGUUAGUACGUGUAAAAUGUAAAAGAGCUGAAUUUGUGUAUGCAGAUCUAUUUAAAUUGUCUUUAAUCUGACAGCUUCCUGGUACAAAAUCUGUGCCCGUGUGAUGGAAGAGCGGAAAAUGUUCAUUCUGUCUUGCUCACUUAACUCAAGGAAACAGCGCAUUACCAGUAGUGAGAGUGCGCCUGAGCUGGUUGAGCACUCAAAAUGCUUUCUGCUACAAGUCUCAUUCACCAAAUUACACACACAUUCAUGCAGCACUUUGUUUAACAUUUACACACAGUCACACUCCAAUGGAUGCAUCAGGGGCAACAUGAGGAGUUCAGUUUCUUGGUCAAGGAUACUUUGAUUAAAUUACUGGAGGAGCCAAGGAUUGAGCCACUUUCCUACUGAUCAGUAAACAAUCCCUUCUAUGACCUUAGCCACAACAACAGACAGGAAGUACAUUUUUGCACAAAAUCUUUAAAUUUAAAUAGGAUUUUGUCACAUAUGAUUAAAUUUCCCUAAAUACCCCUUUUACACUUAGCAUACCUGACUGAGUCAUUUUUUAAACAUCCAGUCACAAAAAUGUUAUUUGCAUUUUCAUUUGCGAUCCAGGAAAAACAAAAAAGGAAAACUCUCUCCUUGAACACUCCAACACAAACCAUGACUAUGAACUUGAACGUCAAGAAAGAAAGAAAGAAAGUGUGUGUGUGUGUGGGGGGGGGGGCUCCUAACCCCUUUAAAGCCCCGUAGUGGCCCCUUGAUACCUGGUCCUGACAUGCUCCAUGUCUCUCUUAGCUUGCUGGUCAGAGGUUACUUUCAUAACCUCGAAUUACUAGUCACUUGUUUUGUUAUAAUGAUGGAUAAUUAUUCCAUCAUUAGUCAUCAGUAUUAUUUUUCAGCCAGAACUCAGGAUGUGAGAUUACUAGACUAGACAAAUGACAGCAGUGAAACAGUGCAGACUCAUGUUCAAUAAGAUUUAAUAGUCAAAAGUAAAUCUAGUUGCAUCUAUAUUUUUCUUAAUAUCAGCUAAUUCCCUCAAAGUAUAAAUACCAAGGAACCAAGUAUGUGUUUGGUGUAUUUCCACCACAGGAAAUAGUCCCAAACAGGUGCACUUUUUACUCCUGCAUUGCCUAAAAAAUUGUGUUGCCUAAUUGUUUCAGGCACCAGCUUUUGAUGAAACCAA
Messenger RNA from Neolamprologus brichardi, 4491 nucleotides. RefSeq names its product FEZ family zinc finger 1 (gene fezf1). The record is from RefSeq and is a predicted model, not a curated record. Gene Ontology annotation, biological process: regulation of gene expression. NCBI's taxonomy places the organism in Eukaryota, Metazoa, Chordata, Actinopteri, Cichliformes, Cichlidae. Gene Ontology annotation, cellular component: nucleus.